Messenger RNA from Leptinotarsa decemlineata (Colorado potato beetle), 451 nucleotides. RefSeq names its product Cytochrome c oxidase assembly factor 10 (gene Cox10). Lineage: Eukaryota; Metazoa; Arthropoda; Insecta; Coleoptera; Chrysomelidae. The record is from RefSeq and is a predicted model, not a curated record. Gene Ontology annotation, biological process: heme A biosynthetic process. Gene Ontology annotation, molecular function: protoheme IX farnesyltransferase activity. Gene Ontology annotation, cellular component: mitochondrial membrane; mitochondrion.
AUAUAUCUAUUUUUUUAUUAGGAUGAUGGCCGUCACUGAUCCAGCAUUAUGUAGGAGAGUUGCACUUCGACACACGAUCGCCCUUCAAGGCAUGUGUAUGGUUGCUCCUCUCAUUGACACUACGAAUUGGUGGUUUUUGCUAGAAGUUACCCCUUUGAACUUGUAUUUUAUUUAUUUAGCCUAUAAGUUCUAUAAAGACUCAUCGAGUGCCUCAUCAAGAAAGUUAUUCAAAUUUUCGUUGAUACAUCUACCUGCCCUUAUGAUUUUAUUUCUAGUCAAUAAGAAAAGGUGGUUUAUAGUGGAAAAUAGUGAUGAAGAACCAGAAUCGACAAGUUUGGAGACAAAUUAAAAUAGUGAGAAAAGAAUUGUUAGAUUUUUCUGAUACAUUGUAAAAUAUCAGAGCCAUAUAAGUUCAAACGAAGGAAUUGAAUUACACCUAUUUUUCAUUUAA